Messenger RNA from Psilocybe cubensis, 2607 nucleotides. RefSeq lists its product as uncharacterized. Lineage: Eukaryota; Fungi; Basidiomycota; Agaricomycetes; Agaricales; Agrocybaceae. Gene Ontology annotation, molecular function: protein binding; ADP binding. The record is from RefSeq and is a predicted model, not a curated record. The transcript has 2 exons. The coding region runs from base 1 to 2607 and encodes 868 amino acids.
AUGUGGAACGGUGCAAAAAACGUACUUGUACAAGGCGGCACCUUUGUUGCCAAAACGGUAUUUUUUCCAAAUCUUACACCAACAUUCUCGCUAACAGAUCUUUCCACCCAAUUAGAUCCAACAUGCCCCGGUCCUAAGCGGGACAUUAAACAUAAAUGUGUCAUUGCUGCAGUGGUACUAUGUGCAGCCGCAUCAUUCAACUUGACUCUUAAAGAGUAUAACGUAUCAUCGUCAUCUGCUCACAUCCUAUCACUUCCUCCUGCUGUAGAAAUAUACGGUCGCGAUCAACUCGUCAAGGAUGCCGUAGACAAGAUCCUUUCUCAAUUUAAGGAUAAGUUGAAGGUCAAAAGGCAUAUUUCAAUUAAAGGUGGUCCUGGAAUGGGAAAGACUACAAUAGCCAUUGGGAUUAUUCACGACUCCCUCGUCAUCAAGUAUUUCCAAGAUGCACGGCACUGGGUUAGUUGUCGGGAAGCAUCAAAAGUAGAGGAUACCAUGAAGGCAUCAAAACUCCUCGAAUACAUUUCCGACAGCCUAGGACUGGAGCUUACAGCGUCGAAUGAUAGACGAAAGGAUAUCAAAUAUUUUCUGGAGGCCAGCAAUCAUAUCCCUCGAAUUUUGGUUUUGGACAACUUUGAAACCAUGUGGGAGCCUCAUGGAGUGCAGCAAGCUGUUGAAGACAUCCUCAAAUUUCUGUCGCAAUUUACGCAGUUAACAAUUGUCCUUACCACUCGCAAUGCUUACGACCCUGUUACUCAUCUCGGUGUGUCUUGGCACCAAUUUGACGCAAUCGAACCACUGACACUAGAAGCGUCAAAACAAUUAUUUACCAGCCUAGCUCCCUCAAGAUCAAUCGAUGAUCGACUAGAAGACUUGCUGCGUGCCGUUGACUGUAUACCACUCCCUAUUGUUCUCAUGGCAUCAUCUGCCCAGGAGAGCUAUACAACCUCUAGGAUAUUAGAAAUAUGGAACAGGGGGCUGAUGGCCCAGUAUAAUUUUACUUCUUCACUUGGUGUCCACGAUGGUGAUCCAAUGGACGUCCUCGAUCGCUGGAUUGAAAUGUCACUUGAAGGUCCUUUGAUAAAGUCCCGGCCCAACGCCAUUACACUGCUACGCAUGAUUGCAGCGUUACCAUCCGGAAUAAGGCAUGAGAGUCUUUGGGAUAUUUCACGAAUCCAAGAUGUCGACCGUGUAGCAGCAGUCCUUGUCAGGACCUCUCUGAUUACCAACUCUCCAUUCAUAUUACAGAUGCACUCUACUAUACGGUCGUAUAUGCUUCGAAACCAUGCUCUUAGUGGCAAAUAUAGAGCACAAAUUAAGGAGUUCUACUUUCAGUUGAUUCAUGCUGCAGGGGCCGAGCCAGGAGCCAAAGACUUCCUGUCUCAUGCUCGGCGCCUAUCUGACGAGCAAAUCAAUGCAGAAGCUAUCCUCUCAGAUGCUUUGGAACACGAUUUUGAACCCGCCAUAUGGAUUGCUAUGGACUACUGCAACUAUCUUAUAUGGAACACGCCGAGCACAGAUAUAGCCGAGAAAAGUGUCCAAAUUUUGAGGAAUAAGUUGCUUGGGAUUAACAAAUUUACCCAACAGCUUGACCAUGACAAUGAAUCACCUUUUUCAGUGGAAAUGGUGAAUCAUAUAUAUCCUCUUGCCUUGCUGCGGCUCGGGGUACUGUAUUUCAGACUGGACAAUUACCCUGAAGCAAUAAAUGCUUUGGAGGAAGCGGCAAACAUGGGAAGAAGCCUGGAACAGACAAGGUGGACAUCUCAGGCUGAGAUAUACCUAGCAGAGAUUUAUCGACUUCGUGGGGACCACACGCGUGCUUUGGGGCUUUACUCCAGCGCUUAUAACCGAUCUGAGGAAAAUUUUCGGGAGAGAGCUUCCGCUCAACGUGGAAUGGCAAUCGUCCACUUCCAGGACAACAGCUUCUCAGAGGCUUUACGGGCGUUGGAAACGGUUAGGGAUUCCUGUCCAGCUGAAGACCACUCCUGCCGAGCCGAUUGUGACCGAGAGCUUGGAAGAUUAUACCGGAACAGAAACCAAUCAGAGUCCAUCAGGUACUCUUCAAAUGCAAGAGCCUAUUAUUUGGUCCAUGGCCCCAGGAGAGAGGCUGCAAUUGCAUUAUACCAGAAAUCUAUUGCCCUGUACCUACAAGGAGACUACGACGCAGCAGAGACCGGUCUCAAAGAGGCAUUCGAGGAAUUCAAGCCGCUGAGAAACGAUGCACAGAUGGGGUUUUGCGUAUUCCACCUCGCAGAAAUGAAUCGCGUACGCGGAACAUUGAAUCAGGCACUAGCCCUCUUCCAACGCUCUGAAAUGAUGUUUGAGCACAUGGAAAACAAGUUCAUGGUUGGGCUCUCUUUGAAGGGACAGGCUGAGACGCAAGCCAGAUUGUGUCGUUCAAAAGAGGCUAGCAAAGCGUCCAAGCGCGCCCAUCAUCUCCUCCGAACCAUUGAUGCGAAAGAAGCAACAUCCGCAGUUAUAGAUACUGGAGACCUGUGGAGUAUGUGCCAAUGGGAAUAUGCAGUGCGUGAAAACUGCAAUAUGCUCAUGUUACCGAUUUCCUGUCUGGCGGUUCUUUUGAUAUUUUACUAUGUAUUCAUUCGUAAGUGA